Molecule: messenger RNA, 563 nt
Organism: Puma concolor (puma)
Lineage: Eukaryota; Metazoa; Chordata; Mammalia; Carnivora; Felidae
Source: RefSeq, a predicted model, not a curated record
GCGUCAGCAACAUGAUCGCCAAGCUUGCCAAAACCUGUACCCUCCGCAUCAGCCCGGAUAAGCUGAACUUCAUCCUCUCCGACAAAGUGGCCAACGGAGGCGUGAGCAUGUGGUGUGAGCUGGAACAGGAGAACUUCUUCAGUGAAUUUCAGAUGGAAGGUGUCUCCGCUGAAAACAACGAGAUUUAUUUAGAGCUGACGUCGGAAAAUUUAUCUCGAGCUUUGAAAACUGCCCAGAAUGCCAGAGCCUUGAAGAUCAAGCUGACUAAUAAACACUUCCCCUGCCUCACGGUCUCCAUAGAGCUGUUAUCAGUGUCGAAUAGUAGCCGCGUCGUGACACAUGACAUCCCCAUUAGGGUCAUUCCUAGAAAAUUGUGGAAGGAUCUGCAAGAGCCUACAGUCCCAGACGCUGACGUUAGCAUCUAUUUGCCAGUCUUGAAGACCAUGAAGAGCAUCGUGGAAAAAAUGAAAAACAUCAGCAAUCACCUUGGUGCAGGUCCCCCUGCCGAGGCGGGCUCGAGGACCCGGCCUGUGGUGGAGAGCCUGCAGUCUCAGAUGCCCUGA